Molecule: messenger RNA, 607 nt
Organism: Cylas formicarius (sweet potato weevil)
Lineage: Eukaryota; Metazoa; Arthropoda; Insecta; Coleoptera; Brentidae
Product: enhancer of yellow 2 transcription factor-like
Exons: 2
Coding region: 174-479 (101 amino acids)
Biological process (GO): positive regulation of DNA-templated transcription; regulation of transcription by RNA polymerase II; poly(A)+ mRNA export from nucleus
Cellular component (GO): SAGA complex; nuclear pore; DUBm complex
Molecular function (GO): transcription coactivator activity; chromatin binding
Source: RefSeq, a predicted model, not a curated record
UCUGUGACAAAGAUUAGGAAAAACUAACAUUAUAUUGGUAGCAUUCAAAAGACGUUACUAUAUAUGUAUUUUAUUUUACAUCAACAUUUUUAUAAUAUCAAUAACGUCGCGAGAAUCCUAGGACUAUAUGGUAUACCAUCCAUAUUUUUUAAUAAUUUUUUGGUGUUAACAAAAUGCCCCAAGAAUAUGAUUCAAGAAUUAAUUUACAUUUGGAAGUAAACAAUGGUAUUGAGAGGGUAACUGAAUUGGUUCACACACGAUUAGUGGAAAGUGGCUGGCGUGACCAAGUGAGAUUAGCAUGUAGGAAGGCUAUAGUGGACUGUGGUGAUAAGCAUGUCCCAACUGUUGAUGAAUUAAUUGCAAGUGUUACACCAAAAGCUAGAGCAUUAGUUCCAGAUGCAGUAAAACGGGAACUAUUGCACGAACUUGAAAUAAUUUUAACAAAUGUGGAAAAAGUAGGAUACACCAAAAAUUUUUAGAAAAAAUGUAUUUCCAAUAUAUGUAAUGAUAUAUUCAAAUAAAACACUUAAUAUUGGUUCAUCUUGAGUUGGUUUUUUCCUGAACAGUGGAGCCUUCUAAUAAAAAGAGUAAAAAAAAAAUUAUUAAA